Messenger RNA from Telopea speciosissima, 4362 nucleotides. RefSeq names its product ABC transporter G family member 31-like. Bases 17 to 4324 code for a protein of 1435 amino acids. The record is from RefSeq and is a predicted model, not a curated record. The transcript is spliced from 26 exons. Gene Ontology annotation, cellular component: membrane. Gene Ontology annotation, molecular function: ATP binding; ABC-type transporter activity; ATP hydrolysis activity. Lineage: Eukaryota; Viridiplantae; Streptophyta; Magnoliopsida; Proteales; Proteaceae.
GUAACAGUAAGUAGUCAUGGCUGCUCCAAAUGGGAGCGAAUACUUGGAGGUAAGAACCGAUGAUGGAAGCAGAAGAGAAUCCUUCGCUAAUCCUUCUAAUGCCGAAGCUGUGGAGAGAGACGAAGAAGAACUCUUUUGGGCUGCGAUUGAGAGAUUACCUUCUCAGAAACGUAGGAAUUUGGCGUUCUUGACAACAAGAAAUAUCUCUGGAGAUUCAGAUGAGGAGGAAGAGAAAACAGAGAUGAUCGAUGUUCGUAAAUUGAGUCAUAAAGCUCGUGAACUUGUUGUUCAAGAAGCUCUUGCAACCAACGAACAAGAUAAUAGUGAACUCUUGUCUGCCAUUAAAAAAAGACUCGAUAGUGCAGGAUUGAUGGUUCCAAGUAUGGAAGUAAGGUUCAAAAACCUAUGCAUCACAGCUGAUAUUCAAAUAGGCAGGAGAGCAUUGCCUACAUUGUUGAAUUAUUACAGAGAUGCUAUAGAGCAAAUUUUAACCAGUUUGAAGAUCUUUCGCCCCAAAAGGCAUUCGCUUAAGAUAUUGGAUAACGUCAGUGGCGUUGUGAAACCAGGAAGGAUGACCUUACUUUUGGGACCACCUGGCUCUGGAAAAUCCUCUUUACUUUUAGCUCUUGCAGGGAAACUCGACCCAAACUUAAAGAAAACUGGGAAUAUUAUAUACAAUGGACAUGAGCUUGAUGAGUUCUGUGUUCAGAGGACUUCUGCAUACAUUAGUCAAACAGAUACUCAUAUAGCUGAGCUAACAGUACGGGAGACAUUAGAUUUUGCUGCAAGAUGUCAAGGUGCUGGCCAAGAAUUUGCAGGGUAUUUGAAAGAUCUGGACAAACUGGAGAAGGAAAAGAACAUACACCCCAGUACAAAAAUUGAUGCAUAUAUGAAGGCAUCAUCUGUCAGUGGCAAGAAGCAUAGUCUUUCUACAGAUUACAUCUUGAAAGUUCUAGGUCUUGAUAUCUGUGCAGAAACACUAGUGGGUAAUGAUAUGCUCAGAGGUGUUUCAGGUGGUCAGAGAAAGCGAGUCACUACUGGUGAAAUGGUUGUCGGGCCAAGAAAAACCAUUUUCAUGGAUGAAAUAUCUACUGGUCUUGAUAGCUCAACAACCUACCAAAUUGUAAAAUGCACUGGAAACUUUGUUCACCAAAUGGGAGGCACUGUCUUGAUGUCUCUUCUUCAGCCUGCACCUGAAACGUUUGAUUUGUUUGAUGACCUUAUACUAUUAUCUGAAGGACAUAUUGUCUAUCAAGGACCUCGAUCAGAAGCAGUGAGGUUCUAUGAAUCAUUAGGCUUUAAACUUCCACCGCGUAAGGGAAUCGCAGAUUUUCUUCAAGAGGUUACCUCCAGAAAGGAUCAAGCACAAUAUUGGGCUGAUUCUUUAAAACCCUAUGUGUUUCUUCCUGGUUCAAAGAUUGCAGAUGCAUUCAAGGACUCUGAAUUUGGACAUUCUUUGCACUCCACUCUUGAAGUUCCAUAUGAUAAAACCAAGAAUCUUCCUUCAGCUCUUGCCAAGACAAACUUUGCCAUAUCAAAAUGGGAACUCUUCAAAGCGUGUUUUGCACGAGAAGUUUUGCUGAUUCGUAGGAACAGUUUCCUUUAUAUUUUCAGAACGUGCCAAGUUGCAUUUGUUGGAUUCAUUACAUGCACAAUGUUUCUACGAACAAGAAUACAUCCUACAAACGAGAUGAAUGGGAACCUCUAUCUUUCUUGCUUGUUUUUCGGACUGGUGCAUAUGAUGUUUAAUGGAUUUACUGAGUUACCUAUUAUUAUAAGUCGACUCCCAAUCUUUUAUAAGCAAAGAGAUAAUUUGUUUCAUCCUGCUUGGGCAUGGUCCAUUCCUAGUUGGCUUUUGCGUGUGCCUUAUUCCAUCAUUGAAGCUGUUGUAUGGUCUUGUGUUGUAUAUUACACAGUUGGGUUUGCCCCUAGUACUGGGAGGUUUUUCUGCUUCAUGUUCCUACUAUUUUCAGUACACCAAAUGGCACUGGGGCUGUUCCGGAUGAUGGGUGCUCUUGCACGAGAUAUGGUCAUUGCCAAUACAUUUGGAGCUGCAGCUGUACUAAUUGUACUUUUGUUGGGUGGAUUUAUGAUACCAAAAGCAAUGAUCAAGCCAUGGUGGGUGUGGAUGUUUUGGUUGUCACCAUUGCAAUAUGCACAGCGUGCAAUUUCAGUUAAUGAAUUUACAGCCACAAGAUGGAUGGAGAGAUCUAUGCAUGGAAACAAUACUGUUGGAUAUUCUGUUCUCCAAUCACAUGGUCUACCAAAUAAUUCUUACUGGUAUUGGAUUGGAGCUGGUGUUUUAUUGGUGUAUGCACUGGUUUUCAAUGUUGUGCUAACUCUUGCUUUGGCUUACCUCAACCCUCUUAGAAAGCCACAGACAGCGAUUCCACUUGAUGCUAUGGAACAGAAUUCUGAUGGUGAUGCAGUAAGAAGUCAGCUGUCUGACUCGAUACACAUAUCUACUCAAAAUAAAGCAGCAAAGAAGGGAAUGAUUCUUCCAUUUCAGCCAUUAUCAUUGACAUUUCAUCACAUCAACUACUUUGUUGACAUGCCGAAGGAAAUGACUGAAAAGGGGAUUCCAGAAAAGAAGUUACAACUCUUGUCUGAAGUGAGCGGAGUAUUCUCACCUGGUGUUCUUACUGCAUUAGUUGGUUCAAGCGGAGCUGGAAAAACCACUCUAAUGGACGUGCUUGCUGGUAGAAAGACUGGUGGAUAUAUAGAAGGGGAGAUUAGGAUAUCGGGUUAUGCAAAAGAGCAAGGCACUUUUGCCCGAAUCUCAGGAUAUGUUGAACAAUCUGAUAUCCAUUCUCCUCAAGUUACGGUUGAAGAGUCGUUAUUGUUCUCUUCAAGUCUCCGCCUUCCGAAGGAAAUCAGCCAAGAAAGUAAACGAGAGUUUGUUGAACAAGUAAUGGCGUUAGUAGAGCUUGAUACUCUAAGGCAUGCUUUGGUUGGUUUGCCUGGAAAUACUGGCUUAUCAACUGAACAGAGAAAACGCCUGACAAUUGCGGUGGAGCUUGUCGCAAAUCCCUCCAUUAUUUUUAUGGAUGAACCCACAUCAGGAUUGGAUGCAAGGGCAGCAGCCAUCGUGAUGCGUACUGUUCGUAAUACUGUUGAUACUGGUCGAACAGUGGUUUGCACAAUACAUCAACCAAGUAUUGAUAUAUUUGAAGCAUUUGAUGAGCUACUUCUUAUGAAACGUGGGGGCCAAGUUAUAUAUGGUGGGAAGCUUGGUAAGAACUCACAAAUUAUGAUUGAUUACUUCCAGAAUAUUAGUGGAAUUUAUCCAAUUCCCAGUGGCUACAAUCCAGCAACUUGGAUGCUUGAGAUCACUACACCUGCUGCUGAACGGAGAAUUGGUCAAGAUUUUGCACACAUAUACAGGAACUCUGAUCAAUACAGGGAAGUGGGAGCUUCGAUUGAGAGUUUGAGCAUCCCACCUGAUGGUUCUGAGCCUCUAAAUUUUGCUUCUACAUAUGAACAAGAUAGUAUUUCUCAAUUUGGGAUAUGUUUAUGGAAGCAAAAUCUUGUGUAUUGGAGAAGUCCCCAAUACAAUGCCAUGCGUUUAUUCUUUACUACACUUAGUGCAAUAAUAAUUGGCUCAAUAUUUUGGGAUGUUGGUUCAAAAAGGGACACAACAGAGAACUUAUUAAUGGUUAUGGGUGCUCUUUAUGCUUCAAGCUUGUUUCUUGGAGUCAACAAUUCUUCUACAGUGCAGCCAAUUAUUUCUGUUGAGAGGACAGUCUUCUAUAGAGAGAGAGCAGCUGGAAUGUACUCUCCAUUUCCUUAUGCGGUAGCCCAGGGUCUGAUAGAGAUUCCAUACAUUGCCAUGCAAACAAUAUUAUUUGGUGUCAUCACAUAUUUCAUGAUUAAUUUUGAAAGAACAAUAGUAAAGUUUCUGUUCUACCUUCUAUUCAUGUUCCUCACGUUUACCUACUUUACGUUCUACGGGGUUAUGGCGGUUGGUCUCACACCUAAUCAGCAGUUAGCGGCUGUCAUUUCUUCAGCAUUCUACUCGUUGUGGAACCUCCUUUCAGGUUUUAUUGUCCCAAAACCAAGCAUACCAGGAUGGUGGAUUUGGUUUUACUAUAUUUGUCCAGUAGCUUGGACCCUAAGGGGUAUCAUAUCCUCUCAGCUAGGCGACGUGGAGACUCUAAUUGUCGAGCCUGAAUUUAAGGGAUCUGUCAAAGAGUAUAUCAAUGUCAGUCUUGGCUAUGGGCCAGGAAUGAUCGGUGUUUCUGUGGCAGUGCUCAUUGCCUUCAUUAUCUUCUUCUUCAGUGUUUAUGCAAUCUCCAUCAAGAUUCUCAACUUCCAAAAAAGAUAAGGAUUCACAGAUUUGUGACUCUUCUUUCAAGGAAAUUA